Messenger RNA from Ilyonectria robusta, 1364 nucleotides. RefSeq names its product alkaline-phosphatase-like protein. Bases 24 to 1364 code for a protein of 446 amino acids. Gene Ontology annotation, molecular function: arylsulfatase activity. The transcript has a single exon. Lineage: Eukaryota; Fungi; Ascomycota; Sordariomycetes; Hypocreales; Nectriaceae. The record is from RefSeq and is a predicted model, not a curated record.
AUACUGUUUAUCCUGGAAAAAUCAUGUCGCGGGAUCCUACUCGACCAAAUGUUGUGCUCGCGCUGGCCGACAACCUCGGCUGGGGAGAGCUGGGAUGUUACGGCGGAGGCGUCCUGCGUGGAGCUGCGACACCAAGGAUCGACAAGCUCUCUACCGAAGGCCUCUUGUUGCACAACUUCAAUGUUGAAAGCGACUGCGUACCGACGCGAUCUGCCCUCAUGACGGGACGACACCCAAUUCGCACAGGUUGCCAGCAAUCUGUCCCCGCCGGUUUCCCGCAGGGUCUGACGGAAUGGGAAAAGACGCUCGGGGAAUGCCUCAAGGUCAACGGCUAUGCGACGGCACAUCAUGGGAAAUGGCAUCUCGGGGAUAUUCCUGGCCGGUAUCCGUCAGACCGGGGCUUUGACGAGUGGUUCGGAAUCCCGAGGACCACGGAUGAGACGCAGUUUACAUCUGCCAUUGGCUACACUCCAGAGGUUGCCGAGCUGCCGUAUAUCAUGAAAGGCAUCGCUGGCCAAGAAUCUGAAAACGUUUGUGUUUAUGAUCUGGAAAAGCGGAGGUUGAUUGAUGAGAUGCUGGUCGAGCGAUCCAAAGACUGGCUCACACGGCAGGUUGAGCAAGAGAAGGCCUUUUUCCUCUACCAUCCCCUCGUCCAUCUUCACUUUCCAACCCUUCCCCACAAAGACUUUGCGGGGACAACUGGCCAAGGCGAUUUUGCCGACUCCAUGGCGGAAAUGGACCACCGCGUGGGAGAGCUCAUCGAUCACCUCGACCUGCUAGGAAUCCGAGACAAUACCGUCUUCAUCUUUGCCUCGGACAAUGGCCCUGAGUUUCGAGAGCCGUAUCGAGGAACGGCCGGCCCUUGGUCUGGAACCUACCACACGGCUAUGGAGGGCAGCUUGCGCGUGCCGUUCAUCAUCCGAUGGCCUGGAUUAGUUCCCGAGGGCGUCACGUCAAAUGAGAUUGUGCACGUCACAGACAUUUUUACAACAAUCCUAUCAAUGACCGGUUCGCUACUGCCAUCAGAUCGCCCCAUCGAUGGAAUCGACCAAACCGAAUUCUUCAAGAAUCCAAAAGACAAGAAAUCCGAAAGAACAGGAUUCCUCUUCUACAUCAAAGAGGAGCUGCGUGCGAUAAAAUGGAAGGACUGGAAACUGCACUUGGUAUGGGAGCCGAAAGUCAACCAGUCGUCUGGGCGGUUGGAGAGUCCGUAUCUCUUUAACACGGUUCGAGAUCCCAAGGAAGAGUCGGAUAUUCUGGCCUUCAAUACUUGGGUUAUGCAACCGAUGACGAAGCUCAGGACCGAGUUUUUGAAGAGUCUCAGGUACGAUCCUGCACCGCCAGAUCCAUUAAAGGAGAUUUAA